AUGCCACUCGUGUCUCUCGAAGAAGCAACACAACCCCUUAUACCACAUGUUCCAGAAAUUGAACAUAUGGUGUAUAUCGUACAAGGAAACAAUAUAAAACCACAAGAUGAUUUAACCGUUGAUGAAUCAUCAUCUAUCGCAUUAUACUCCAUGGAAUGGACCCCACGAAAAAAUUCAUUCUACAUCUUUUUGAAUGAAACACUACGAAAUGCAAAUCGAGAAGAAAUGCUUCCUCCAUGGUUCAAAUUUUUAAAACUCUUGCUAACAGCUCUCUCGAAACUUCCACCGACUGGUCUUCGAACCAUCUAUCGAGGAGUCAAGUUAGAUUUACGACAGAAGUAUAAAGAAGGAAUGCGAAUUGUUUGGUGGGGUUUUUCUUCGUGUACAACAACUGUUGGAGUUCUCGAAAAUGAUGCCUUUUUCGGGAAGAGUGGUACACGAACUUUAUUCGCGAUUGAAUGUGACACUGGAAAAAAUAUUCGUCACUAUUCAUUUUAUGAAAAGGAAGAUGAAAUACUCCUUCUUCCUGGUCGAGAAUUCGAAGUCGUUUCAUCAAUGGACAUGGGACAUCAAAUGAGCAUGAUUCAACUGAAGGAAGUCGAGCCACGAUUUCCUAAUAUCGCAUCGCUUACAUUGUCAAAAUCUCCAAAGCCUAUCGUUACUAAAACUACUGAUCGAAAUCCGAAGCCAGCAGCAGCUGUAGCAGUACCAAAAGCAGCUUCUCAGCCCAAACCACCUGUAGAACCAGUGAAAAUUUCUUACAAGUCAAAGAAUAUUACCGAUGCUGAUAUUAAACGUAUAAUCCAAGAAGCAAUUGUACAACAACAAUGUACGGAACUGAACUUAUCCAACAACAAAAUUACACAUGAAGGUGCUGCAAUACUAGCCAAAGAAUUACGAAAUAAUACAGUAAUAAACUUUUUAUUAUCUAUCUAUUGUCAGAAGUAUCCUGAAGAGAUUUCAAUCUCAUUUAGAAAAAAAACAAAUGAAUAA
This is a messenger RNA of Rotaria sordida, 993 nucleotides long. Lineage: Eukaryota; Metazoa; Rotifera; Eurotatoria; Philodinida; Philodinidae. The record is from the annotation of a GenBank genome assembly.